Molecule: messenger RNA, 879 nt
Organism: Mycena citricolor
Lineage: Eukaryota; Fungi; Basidiomycota; Agaricomycetes; Agaricales; Mycenaceae
Source: the annotation of a GenBank genome assembly
CUACACAUAUUUCAAAGUCGAUUCUACCGUUCCCCCGAAGUGAUUUUGGGCAUGAACUAUCACAUGGCCAUUGACAUGUGGAGUUUGGGUUGUAUUCUGGCGGAGCUGUUCACAGGUUUUCCAAUCUUUCCUGGUGAGAAUGAACAAGAACAGCUGUCGUGCAUAAUGGAGGUUCUGGGUAUCCCGGAUAAAGAAUUUGUGAACAAGAGUUCGCGCAAGAAGUUGUUCUUCGAUCCAAACGGUGCCCCCCGAGUUGUUGUCAACUCAAAGGGUCGGCGAAGACGACCUGGUACGAAGACGCUGGCCCAAGUGCUGCGGUGCACCGAUGAAGACUUCAUUGACUUCAUAGCGAAAUGCCUCAUUUGGGAUCCGGAGCGACGGAUAAAGCCGCAAGCCGCACUGCGCCAUCCGUUUGUAGUAGCCGGGAAACGGCCUCGACCGUUGGCAACCCCGGCAGCGACGCUCAGAGCUGGGUCCUCGUCCAACCUAGCUGCCUCGACUCUUGGCAGCAGCCGAACAAAGCACGUGAUGGAGACUCCCAAAAAGUCGCUGAUCAGUGCGCCACGCCGUUGACGGCGCGGACUUCGCGAACGACGACCUCGGGCAAUGUACCCACAACCCCCAGCAACUCUUCGCAGCCAUCCACCGUCGGCUCCUCGCGGUCAUAUCGAGCAAGUCAAAGCCAGAGUCUGUCGACUUACCACUCGAGCAGGACGGUUACUGCUGGGAAGUAGUCAUACCCUCCUUUGUACCUCUUAUUGUGCUUUCUGUUGUCGUUUUCAAUUCUCUAGCGCUUAUUCUACUUAAUCAAUUCACCUCGAUUUGGUACACAAAUGACAUGUCACGGGUCGCCCUCGUCAGUAUCGAUCCAUUGGUCUA